This is a messenger RNA of Xyrauchen texanus (razorback sucker), 3919 nucleotides long. RefSeq names its product PAX-interacting protein 1-like. The transcript is spliced from 20 exons. Gene Ontology annotation, biological process: positive regulation of transcription initiation by RNA polymerase II. The record is from RefSeq and is a predicted model, not a curated record. Gene Ontology annotation, cellular component: nucleus. NCBI's taxonomy places the organism in Eukaryota, Metazoa, Chordata, Actinopteri, Cypriniformes, Catostomidae. Bases 125 to 3442 code for a protein of 1105 amino acids.
CCACUUUGGCGCUUUCUCUACCCCUUUGCUACGAGCCAAUUCUAUGUGAGGCCGGUUGUGUGCUUAUUUGACAGCCUCGUAAUGCUUACUUUCUGCUUUAAAUAGAUUUAAAGCGUUCAAAACAAUGUCGGAAGACGACUUAAGAGUACCGGAAGAGCUUUUCAAGGACGUGAAGUUCUACGUGGUGGGAGACAUUGAUCAGAUGGUUGUUCAACUCCUGAAAGCUGGGAAAGGAAAGGAAGUGUCUUACAAUGCCCUCGCCACACAUAUUAUAGCUGAAGAUGGAGACAAUCCAGAGGUUGGGGAGUCCAGAGAGGUCUUUGAUUUGCCAGUUGUGAAGCCAAGUUGGGUGAUACUCUCCGUAAAAUGUGGAGACCUGCUACCUGUUACAGGAUUUUCCCCAGAGUCAGGGCAAGUAUUCUUUGGUGUUACAGCUUGUCUGCCACACCUGUCAGAGGAUCUCAACACACUUUGGGCCUUUAUUACAUUUUAUGGAGGGGACUGUCAGCUCCACUUCAACAAGAAGUGCACCCAUCUGGUUGUGCCUGAACCAAAAGGGGCAAAGUAUGAGUGUGCUUUACGGCAUAGCAACAUUAAAAUAGUAACCCCGGAAUGGAUUUUGGACUCCGUAAAAGACAAGAACCGUAAGGAUGAGUCUCCAUAUCAUCCACGACUUACAUUAUACGAGUCACCAGAAGAAGAGGAUAGUGAGUAUGAAAAUGAGAGGAGCUCACGUUCUGGCGGCAGCUACAGCGAUAGACGCUCACCUCGCUCCAGCCCUACAUCGUCUCGUGAUGGUUCCCCAGCAGGCAGGCGUUUACCCCUACCUAAACCUGGGAAAUCAGAGUUGAUGUUCGAUGACUCUGAUGACUCGUCCCCAGAGAAGGAGGACCGAAACCUGAACUGGACACCAGCUGAGGUGCCACAGCCCGGCCCUGCCAAGCGUCGACUGCAGCCUGGCAAAGAAGCUGGUCUGAUCAAUCUCUGUGCCAAUGUUCCCCCUGUACCUGGAGGCUUUGGACCACCAGAUGCUCGAAUGGGUGGCACGGGUGCAGGUGUCUCUCUAGGGGCGGAGAGGUCAGAAAUAUUGGGAGGAUGGAAUCCAGCAGCCAGGACACUUCGGAACAUUACUAACAACACAGACACACAACAGGUCUCACGGCCUUCCAAUGUGGCACAUAUCCUCCAGAGUCUUUCAGCCACCUCUAAAGAUGUGGAGCACCUGGGAAAUCAAGGCCAGCCUGGUGUUCCCAACCAGAUUCUUUUUAAUCCAGUUAAGACCCAGCAGCAAAUACCACCUGAAGCACAGCAGCAAUUAUUGCAGCAGCAACAGUCGCAUCCACUACCACAACAACAGCAUGCACAACAGAUGGGACAACAGCAUCCAAUAAUGCAUCUUCAGCCACAGGUCAUGCAGAUGCACAACCAUCAGCAGCCACAGCAGCAACAGCAACCACCACAACAGCAGCCACAGCAAGGCUUCCCUCAAAUGCCUCCGCAAUCUCAUCAGUUCUUACAGCAGCAGAUGCAUCAGCAGAUGUAUGCACAACAACAGCAGCAACAUGCAUUUCCACAGCAACAAAUGCGACCGCAGCAGCUCCCAAGACCACCCUUACAGCCACAACAUGCAUUGCAGCAGCAGUUGCAACAGUUACAACAGCAGCAUAGGCUCCAAUUGCAGUUACAGCAGCAACAGCAGCAGCAACAGCAGCAGCAGCAGCAACAACAGCAGCAGCAGCAACAACAGCAGCAGCAGCAACAGCAGCAGCAGCAACAACAGCAGCAGCAGCAACAGCAAAACCAGCAGCAACAGCAAAACCAGCAGCAGAUGCACCAACAGCAUUUGCAGCAGCAACAGCAUUUCCUACAACAGCAGCAUGUGCAACAACUGCAACAGAUGCAGCAGCAGCAGCAUUUGCAAAACCAGCAGCCAGUGCAGCAUCAGAACCAGCAAGUUCCUCAACAUCAGACCAAGACUACAUUGCAACUUCCACUGAUUCCUGCACAGCCACACCAACUGUUUGGGCACGAGCCAGGCCAAGAGAUCCCUGAGGAUGGAUUCCUUGUUGGCUGUGUCUUUGCAAUUGCUGACUAUCCAGAGCAGAUGGCUGAUAAACAGUUACUGGCUACAUGGAAAAGAAUCCUUCAGGCAUAUGGAGGGACUGUGGACUCCACUCUUAGUCACUGCACUCAUUUACUUUGUGAGAGUCAAGUCAGCAACAUGUAUGUCCAGGCUCUAAGAGAGGGCAAGCGUUGUGUGACGGCUCACUGGCUUAACACUGUUCUAAAGAAGAAGAGGAUGGUCCCACCUCACAGGACCCUUCAUCUUCCCUUCAACUUCCCUCCAGGGGCCAAGCCCUGCUCACAGCAUAUUAUUUCUGUGACGGGAUUCGUAGACAGUGAUCGUGACGAUUUGAAGCUUAUGGCCUAUCUAGCAGGAGCCCGAUACACAGGAUAUCUGUGUCGAAGCAACACUGUGCUCAUCUGUAAAGAACCAAGUGGGCUGAAAUAUGAGAAGGCAAAGGAGUGGAGGAUCCCAUGUGUAAACGCCCAAUGGCUGUGUGACAUCCUUCUAGGGAACUUUGAAGCUCUGCGGCAAAUUCAGCACAGCAGAUACUCUCAGUUUAAUUUGCCUGAUCCACUUGCACCCAACCCACAUCUUGUGCACAAUCUUCUGAGUGCCUGGCGCACUCCUGUGAAGAUCUCACCGGAGGCAUUGGCGAGCUUUCGUCUGCAGCAGAAACAGAAACCGAAUGAUGCUGUCCCGCAGCCGCCCAACAAGAAGCUCAAGCUUGAAGAGUUGCCAAAACCUACUAAAAAGCUUCCACUUGAGUCCACCCCUUACGUGCUUUUCACAGGUUUUGAACCCUUGCAGUCUCAGCAGUACAUUAAGAAAUUGUAUGAUCUUGGAGGGGAAGUGGCUGAAAGCAAUCAAAAGUGCACUCAUCUGGUGGCUAACAAAGUGACGAGAACGGUGAAGUUCCUCACAGCCAUUUCGGUAGUUAAGCACAUAGUCACCUCAGAGUGGCUGGAGGAAAGCUGGAAAAGCCAGAAAUUUAUGGACGAGCAGAACUAUAUGCUGCGAGAUGCAGAAGCAGAGGUGCUAUUCUGUUUCAGUCUCGAGGAGUCACUGAAGAAAGCUCAUGCAGCAACACUCUUCAAGGGAAAGUAUUUCUAUAUAACUCCAGGAAUCUGUCCGAGCCUCAGCACAAUGAAAAUUAUAGUGGAGAGUGCCGGAGGGAAAGUGCUCUCCAAGCAGCCCUCCUUCCGCAAGAUCAUGGAGCACAAGCAAAACAAGAAUUUACCAGAGAUCAUUCUAAUAUCCUGUGAGAAUGACCUGCAUCUGUGCCGAGACUACUUUGUGAAAAACAUUGCAAUUUUCAGGUGUGAGCUUCAUUUACAUAAUCGCUGGCCAGGUGGAUUGAGACAAAGCACACAUUAGCGUCUACCAGCGGAGGUCGUAAAUCUCUUGACUGUCGGGACCCCCUGCUGAGUUAAUGGGUCCAGCAACAGGAAAAAUGAAACCAACAUGACUGAAAAAUAUCGUUCUGUCACCCCUCCACCAUUCUUAAUCUGCUAGUGUGUCAAACCUCUGACUGAAGUGAGCGAGAUCUCUCUAAAACAGUCUGCAUGUGUUACACUCUCGAUCAAAAUAGUGUUUUGAGUUCGCUAGUGUGACGCCAGUUUAAGGAAAGAUCAUGGGAGUGUGUGUGUGUGUGUGUGUGUGUGUGUGUGUGUGUGUGUGUGUGUGUGUGUGUGUGUGUGUGUGUGUUUCGUAGACAAUUUUGACAUUUUUAUUCUUUGAGUUUUUUCCUGACUAAAAUAAAUCUUAACCCUCCAUUUGUCUUUUUGUAUUUUAGAUGUGCACAAUGCGGAGCUCAUAUUGACGGGUGUGUUGACUCAGACCUUGGAUUAUGAA